Molecule: messenger RNA, 1536 nt
Organism: Fonsecaea multimorphosa CBS 102226
Lineage: Eukaryota; Fungi; Ascomycota; Eurotiomycetes; Chaetothyriales; Herpotrichiellaceae
Exons: 2
Coding region: 1-1536 (511 amino acids)
Biological process (GO): mRNA splicing, via spliceosome
Cellular component (GO): U4/U6 x U5 tri-snRNP complex
Molecular function (GO): protein binding; U4 snRNA binding; U6 snRNA binding
Source: RefSeq, a predicted model, not a curated record
AUGGCUGAGACGCAGGAUACCGAGAUGGGCGUGGAUUUGGCAAGCAUCCCUAUCGAUCGAAAUUAUGACCUUCCUACCGGUGCCGGCGGGGUUGCACCCGAAAAAGCAUCUGCUAUCCUCUCUCAAUUCGACCGGAAAAGACGACUGGCCAUGCUGGCCGUCCCCACGGAUGACGGAAAAGUAAGGGCAAGGUUGCGCGAACUUGGCGAGCCUGUCACACUUUUUGGAGAAGACGCUGCGGACAGACGAGCUCGCUUGCGGGAAUUGUUGUUGGACCAAGAGGAUGCUGCUGGUGCAGAUGGAGCUGUUGCCGACGUACAGAUGCGUGAAGCGGAGGAAGAUCCCGAUCAAGAAGAAGAAUUCUACACCGAGGGUCUACCACAACUGCUCGAAGCGAGAAGAGCGAUGGCUAGAUACUCCCUACCAAGGGCAAAGGCGCGGAUACAGAGGCAGCGAGAAGACUCGACCAUUCCGCUGCGCACACACAUCAAGCACCGCAAGGAAAUCAAAGAGAAGCUACAAGGGUUCGAACUGUUCGGAACACAAAUUGCUGGAGAGCGACCCGUUAGCAUCACCCGAUUUGCUCCAAAUGGCGAGAUAAUUGCCGCCGGCAAUUGGGGAGGUGGCAUUAAGUUGCUCGACGUCCCGAACCUGGACGAAAAGGUGACCCUGAGAGGUCAUACAGGCAUUGUGGGUGGGAUUGCGUGGUAUCCUGGUGCAACACUCCAAGAGUCCAACGUGUCGCCAGAUUCCCUGAAUAUUGCAAGUGGUGCUGGCGGGCAAGGAGGAGAAAGUGACAUUCAUCUGUGGUCUUUAAACAAGGAGACUCCAAUUGGCACUUUGCAGGGACAUACGGAUCGUGUUUGCAGGGUCGAGUUUCAUCCCUCGGGGAAAUAUCUUGCAUCAGCCUCGUUUGACACAACGUGGCGAUUAUGGGAUGUGGAAACGACAACUGAGCUCUUUUUACAAGAAGGACACUCGAGGCAAGUCUUCGCUGUCAGUUUUAACACCGACGGCUCAUUGCUGGCAAGCGGAGGAUUUGACAGUAUAGGAAGAAUCUGGGAUCUGAGGACAGGGCGCACGGUCAUGAUCUUGGAAGGCCACAUCCGUGAGAUCUUCUGCCUGGAUUGGGGUAUUGACGGAUAUCGCAUCCUCUCAGGCUCUGGGGACGGAUGGGUCAAAUGCUGGGAUCUCCGUCAAGUGCGCAAUGUGGGAGGAAUUGGUGCGCAUAAUGGCAACGUGUCCGACCUGAAAUGGUUCAAAGGCCUCGAUGGCGACAGAUCAUCCUUGGUGGAGAGCAGUGGCGUCAGACAGGAGCACAAUCCUCGAAAAGCCGGCACAUUCUUUGUGACGAGUGGCUUUGACAAGAACGUCAACAUCUAUUCGGCGGAUGAUUGGUCGUUUGUGAAGCAGCUCAGCGGACACGCAGGCAACGUGCUCAGCGUCGAUGUUACCAACGACGCCAAGUGGAUUGCCAGCAGUGGUCAUGACAGAACUGUGAAGCUCUGGGGGCGUGAUGAUGGCCAAGGCAUAUGA